AUGGUUAGAACGAGAAGAAAUAAUGUAAUGAAUUCUCAGAAAAGCUUCAAAGAGCCAUCAAGUUUUUAUAAUUUUUUAAAUGGGGUAUUUUGUAUUUGUGGUAUAUAUUUUUUUUUUAUCAUUUUUGGUUAUUAUCAAGAAAAAUUACCAAAUUUGGGAAAAGGGGAAGAAAAAUUUUAUUAUAAUAUAUUUUUGAUAUGUGUCUUGUGUUUAUCUAAUUGCAUUUGUAGCUUAACAGCUAUAUUUAUUAAAAGCAAAUUGCAAAACAAUAAAUUUAUAAAUGAUUUGAAAAAUAAUGUAGAUACUUACUUUAUUAAACAAAUAAUGUUGAUAUCUAUUACCUAUUCAGUAGCCAUGAUAGCUACAAAUUAUUCUUUGAGUCAUGUUAAUUUCCCAACUCAAGUUCUUGUGAAAUCAGGAAAAAUGAUACCAAUAGUAGUUGGUGGAUACUUAUUUUUUGGUAAAAAAUAUCCUUAUUACGAUUAUAUUGCUGUUUUUUUAAUUACAUCAUCUUUGGUAAUAUUUAAUUUAUUAAAAACAAAAAGUGCAAAGGAAAUUCAUCAAACUACCUUUGGAAUUUUUCUUUUAUGUAUAUCAUUAUUUUGUGAUGGUUUAACUGGGCCAAGACAAGAUAAGUUAUUAAGUAAAUAUAAUAUUAAUUCCAUUAAUUUAAUGUUUUACGUUAAUUCUUUUGCGUUUGCUUUUAAUUUAAUCGCAUCUUUAAUAAUUGAAGGUUUAAAACCUUACUAUUUUUUAAGUAAGUAUACAGACUCUUACUAUUAUAUAUUAGCCUUUUCAUUAAGUGGAACAUUCGGACAAUUUUUUGUUUUCAACUCUCUUAAAUUAUAUGGUAGCUUAUAUACUAGUCUUUUCACAACUUUAAGAAAAGCAUUAAGUACAAUUGUUUCUGUAUAUUUAUUUGGUCAUGUGCUAAAACCAUUACAAUGGUGUUGUGUUUUUGUCAUUUUUUCUACUUUAAUUGUUCAAAAUUAUUUAAAGCAACUAUCAAAAAAAGUUCAAAAUAAAAGAAAAUAG
Messenger RNA from Plasmodium gallinaceum, 1035 nucleotides. RefSeq names its product UDP-galactose transporter, putative. Gene Ontology annotation, biological process: UDP-galactose transmembrane transport. Gene Ontology annotation, molecular function: UDP-galactose transmembrane transporter activity; UDP-glucose transmembrane transporter activity. Gene Ontology annotation, cellular component: endoplasmic reticulum membrane; Golgi membrane. NCBI's taxonomy places the organism in Eukaryota, Apicomplexa, Aconoidasida, Haemosporida, Plasmodiidae. The transcript has a single exon. The record is from RefSeq and is a predicted model, not a curated record. The coding region runs from base 1 to 1035 and encodes 344 amino acids.